GUCAGGUACGUUAACUAAGGUCUGUCAAAUCUGUAUAUAUCGAGUAUCGCAGAUUGCAAAUGCUCGUUUAAACAAAUAAGGCACGUUAGCGAGCAUGCGAAUUUCGCGUGGUAUACCCAGAGCAUCGUUUUGCCGAUAACUUAUCUAAAAAAAAACCUGAAAAUGAAUGGAAAAUAUCGCUAAACCGUAUGGAGAAUUGUUAUCCACAAACUGAGUCACAUGACCGAGACAAGCAACUAGAAGAACAGGCCACCACCAGUCCAUCAGGCCAUCCUCCUAAGCACCUCUCAGAUUCCUCCCGAGAUGAAAGUGGGGGACCCCAUUGGUAGAUAGAACUAGAAGAGAGCCAGAGAAGGAGCAAUCUCUCCGCUUUCAUUUCUCCCUCCAAACAUCCUUACUCGUAUGAUAAGUGGCUCACGAUCCCUCCGAUCAUCGCUCGUACUUCCCGAAUUCAGAUUUGAUUCUUCUCGGCAUCAAACUUCUCCUACGAUGAACAGCUUCAGCUUCCUUGCAACUCCCACCACCGCUCACAACUUUACCAACCCAACUACCUCUCUUCCUCCAUGUCCACCCCCUCACCGACCCCACCUGCUCCCUCAUCAUACGAUCACAUUUGACUCCAGGCACACCCUUUCUCUCGUCAUUCACUGUUCCACGAAGCCCAACGCCGACAUCACCAAUGGAACCGAUAAAAAUCCGAGCUUUGAGUCCAGUCACGGCUCGAAGCCCCAGGAGAAGUCGACACAGUCAUCAGAUAAUUGCACCACUUCUUCCUCUUCUUCUGCUUCUUCUUCCACGGCAAUGCUUUGUUCGAGAGGCUUGGUGCUUGACUUGGGCCCCGCAAACUCGUGGGACAGUGCAGAAGUCGGGUCUCCAGUUGUGAAGAGGUUCUUGAGCGACGAGGAAGAGAGGUGGUACAUGUGGUACCAUGGAAGCUCAGAUCAGGAUCCUAGUUCUGAUGCAAUUGGAUUGGCAGUUUCCAGCAAUGGGAUUCAUUGGGAGCGCGGAGGAGGAGGAGGAGGAGGAGGAGCAGUAAAUUCAACCAACAUUGCGGGUUUGGUAUUGAAUUGCAGCAAAGAUUGGUGGGCUUUCGACACAAUGAGCAUCAGGCCUAGUGAGGUAGUGAUUAUGUCCAGUAACAUGGUCAGAUCCUCCGGUGCUGUUUACUGGCUUUACUACACUGGAUAUAGUUCUGAAAAUGUCAAGCAUUUCGAUGAUUCUUCGGUACUCGACGUGAAAAACCCCGAAAGAUUCUGCAGCAGAAAAGGGGAGAUCUUCAAGUCCUUGCCGGGGUUGGCCAUGAGUCAGGAUGGCAGGUAUUGGGCCAGACUUGAAGGGGAGCAUCACAGCGGAGCUCUGUUCGACGUCGGGUCGGAGAACGAGUGGGAUUCCCUCUUCAUAUCUUCGCCGCAGGUCGUGUUCCACGGGAACGGAGAUUUGAGAAUGUACUACCAUUCCUUCGACGCGGAGAAGGGCGAGUGCUGCAUCGGGAUCGCGAGAUCGAGGGACGGCAUCAAGUGGCUGAAGCUGGGGAAGAUAUUGGGAGGGAGGAAAGGGUGCUUCGACGAGCGCGGGGCUGCGAAUGCCCGCGUGGUGAAGAGCAAGAAAGACGGCCGGUACCUGAUGGUGUACGAAGGCGUGGGCCGGCACGGGGAGAGGAGCAUAGGAGCCGCGGUCUCCGCGGACGGGCUGAAGGAUUGGAGGAGGCUCGGAGAAGGAGCGAUCCUGGGAAGAUCAGAUGGAGGAUGGGAUGGUGAGGGGGUGGGGAGUCCGUGCCUGGUUCAGAUGGAUGGGGAGGCGGACGAGUGGAGGUUGUAUUACAGAGGCGUUGGCAGCGGAGGGAGGACUGGAAUCGGCUUGGCGGUUAAUGAUGGAAGUGGUCUGAGCGGUUUCAAAAGAUGGACAGGUUUUCAUAUCUGAAGGGAGCGGAUAUAUUUCUCUAGUUCUGUCAAGUCCAUUGCGGCUGCGAUGCAAACCUGGCUGUGGCUGGUGGGGUGCCUAAU
Rhodamnia argentea is the source of this 2003-nucleotide messenger RNA. RefSeq lists its product as uncharacterized. The record is from RefSeq and is a predicted model, not a curated record. The coding region runs from base 403 to 1920 and encodes 505 amino acids. The transcript has a single exon. NCBI's taxonomy places the organism in Eukaryota, Viridiplantae, Streptophyta, Magnoliopsida, Myrtales, Myrtaceae.